This is a messenger RNA of Nasonia vitripennis (jewel wasp), 1267 nucleotides long. RefSeq lists its product as uncharacterized. The coding region runs from base 347 to 964 and encodes 205 amino acids. Gene Ontology annotation, molecular function: zinc ion binding; nucleic acid binding. The record is from RefSeq and is a predicted model, not a curated record. Lineage: Eukaryota; Metazoa; Arthropoda; Insecta; Hymenoptera; Pteromalidae. The transcript has 4 exons.
UAAAUUUUAAAAACACGCCUUGAUAGAAAUUUCAAUGAAACGGCGGUGCAGUGAAUUUGAAUUUCUAUAAAAUUUAAAAUUAUCAAAAGAUAAUUACACUUUCUUUCGUGAUUUCUUGGACCACAUACGCGUGUGCGAUCGCCCCCUCGCAAAUUAUUAAGUGAAUUGCGUUCGUUUACUUAGACUGGGAGGGAGCACGUGUGUGACGUCCGGGAGGCACGGUGCUAGUGCUUGAUUUUCAAGCUUGGUUUGACUUGCAGUGCGGUCUAACUUGGCAGAAAUCAAAGAAAGCUGUCAGAGUGAGCAUUCUAACUUUAUUUCAGAGGAAAAGAACAUCAGAAGCGUUAUGUCUGAUUGGAGUCUUUCAGACCCAUUACCAUCAAAUGAGAAAGAGGUGGCCAACGAAGGCAACGAAAAUCAAGUGGACGAUCAUUUGAAUAUCCACCAAGAUUCAGAUAUAGAAGGGUAUACACCCCCGGGUACACCCCCAAAAAGAGAUAUGGAGAGAAAGUCUCAACCUACUGACUCACAAAUGGAGUGGAGAAUGGAUAAUCUGGAGAAUGCUCUCGAGAGACACUCCGAUAUACUCGACAAUCAUGCUGAAAUAAUCAGAGAUCAAACAGUAGCCAUACUCGAUAUGAAGGAAAAUAUUGACAACCUAAACACCGUCAUACAGAAACUCACAGAACACAUAGGAAAAUUAACUUCAGAGCUGGAAUCAGACAGACGCAAAUCAGACGGUCAGCCUUCAGACGACAGGCAAAAAAUUGCAGCUAAACAGGCGAUAAUCACAGACAAGUGUUAUCGCUGCAAUAAGGUGGGACACAGAGCAGCCUUUUGUCCUCUUAAAGAGUACAAUCUAUGGUACUGCUUUUAUUGCCAGGCUGUAGCUCCACACAAAGGGGAUAAUUGUCAAAAUAAGGACAAUCCCAAAGAUGGAUACAGGAAACCAAGGAGAAACUAAUUCAGAGUAAAGUUCAGAGAAUAAAAAACGCAGACGUACAGGAGGACAAGCGCCCCGAAGGGAGGGAGUGUUGGCGAGUCUUCGCGCCGCUUGCCGUCUAUAGUAGACUACAGGGCUAAUCUAGCGCCACCAUGCGGGCAGCGCUAGGUAUUCACGCGUGCUCUGCAAAGUACUCACUCUCCUGCCGACCGCUCUCGAAGCAACAGCUCCGUCGCCCGAGUUAUAUAUAUAUAAGAAGAAAAUAAAGAGAGUUAUAACAGAAUAUUAGAGCCUUGUUUAAUUACGAGUUCUCCUCACCAACCA